Messenger RNA from Gigantopelta aegis, 6426 nucleotides. RefSeq lists its product as uncharacterized. Gene Ontology annotation, molecular function: RNA-DNA hybrid ribonuclease activity; nucleic acid binding. The transcript is spliced from 18 exons. The record is from RefSeq and is a predicted model, not a curated record. Bases 279 to 4022 code for a protein of 1247 amino acids. NCBI's taxonomy places the organism in Eukaryota, Metazoa, Mollusca, Gastropoda, Neomphalida, Peltospiridae.
GUUCACCGAGAUGACGUCAUUUAGCAACUAAUACGCAACUGGUGAUGCGUGUGAAAUUUGUAUCACACACCCAGACGUUGACCAGAAAUUAACAUAAUACGGUCUACUCGAAUCGUUCAGCGCAGAACAAGAAUGUGGGCGUGGCUUCGCGAAAAUUCCAGGUGACUCAUCGAUUUCACUGGCCUCUGCAGGUAUAAAUAUACCUGUGUCUCUUUACACCUGUUAUACCACACACCUGAAGCCAAGUCAGUGACCAGUAGCGACAACAGACGUAAACCAUGUCAAAACGAACAUUUAUCACAAUCCUCUGUGGCUUAUUGGUGUUCAAAUUAACCUGCGCUAUUCCAGAAUGCGCGAACAAGCGCGCGGAGAUCUUCUUCCUCCUCGACUCUUCCUCCAGCAUCUGGAGAGUCCACUAUGACCUGCAGCUCAAAUUCGUGUCCCAGGUCGUCGAGUAUCUCGACAUCGGCUCAGACAGAGUCCGUGUGGGGGCCGCCAUUUUCUCCACCCGCUACGUGCCGCAAAUACGACUGGACUCGUUUUACGACAAGGCGUCCCUGCAGGGAGCCAUCCUGAAUAUCCCGUACCUCAGUGGCGAAACCUACACGGACAUCGCCAUCAAGGCGAUGCGAGAAGAGGGCCUGGCCGAUGUCAGACGUGAUGUUGUGAAGAUCGGCGUCGUUCUUACCGAUGGUCGCUCGCACUACAUGGCGAAGACGGUGAGCGAGUCGGCGGCGACUAAGGCGAGCGGGGUGGUGAUGUUCGCCGUGGGGAUCGGGUCGAGCGUCGACAGGCGAGAGUUGGCCGCCAUAGCCAGCGAGCCCAGGGAGAGGUACGUCAUCCAGGUGGGCAACUUCAACCUCUUGGACAAGUUCAAGGACGAACUGGCCACGAAGAUCUGUCAGACUAAACUACCCCCUGCUGACGAAAAUGAACCAGAAUGUGGGCGUGGUAAACGAACUGACAUAAUGUUCCUGUUUGAUGCCGCCGCCAUGGGGACUACAAAGGUCGGAGUCAUUCAAGACUUCGUCGCCGACGUCAUACAGGAGUUCAACAUGGCGCAGGACGCGACCCACGUGGGUAUCCUCUCCAGCAACCUCCACCACGACGACAUCAAGCUCAACAUGUAUCUAGACCGGAACUCUCUGGGUAAGGACCUCCGAAGUCGAGACUAUCCGGAACUCAGUCAACUGGUACGAAACUUACGUCUCUACAGCUUUAAUCCGGCAAAUGGCGGAAGAUCCGGUGCUCACAAAAUGGCGGUGCUUUUCCUAGACGAACGAUUACGGAACCCCGCGAAAAUGAUGGCGGAGAUUUUACGAGCGAAAUAUGUUAAUAUCGAAAUAGUCGUAGUUACGAUCGGCUCGCAGUACGACAAAUCGGAGGUGUUAAGAAUUGCUACGUCACAAAAUCACGUGAUCAGUAUUCCAUCGUUCCAGACACUCGCCAAAUCGAAAGAAGCGUUUGUUAGAAAGUUUUGUUCUUUCGUAUGCGCGUGUACAGAGGAGGUUGAGGCUCUCACUCUUGCUGCCCACAUCAUCAGCACCAGACAGGAGAAUUGCUCACACGUCGUCUUCCAAACUUAUGCUCUCUCUGCCCUCCAGGCUCUUGAAAACAACAAGCUUGACAGACUUUCAGAAGCCCUACAUCCUAUAAGCAGUGUCAACCAAGUCGUGUUACAAUGGAUCCCUGCUCACUGUGGCAUACCAGGAAAUGAAAAUGCAGACAGACUGGCAAAACUGGGUGCAGCUAAAGAACAGGAGGAUAACUGGGUGAUAUACGAAGAGAUGAAAUCCCAUAUUAAAUCUCUCUAUAGACCUCCCAAACAAACCAAUGAUUAUUAUCUGCUGUCCCGUCAGGAACAGGUCAUAAUUUUCCGACUAAGGACUGGAUACAACAGGCUGAACCAGCAUAUGCAUAAAAGGUUCCGGCUGGUACCGUCUUCCAUAUGCUCCUGUGGAGAAGCAGAACAGACGACCGAACAUGUCAUCCAAGACUGCAUAAACCUACAGUCAACAAGAAAAACUCAAUUACAGACGAUAAAAACCGUAACCGCACGAGAAGCUGAUCCAGAUAGCCAGAAUUCUGAGCUAGAAAUCACGUGUGUUUGUCAUCCAGCCGUUGGGAUAAUGAACACAAUAUCCAGUGUUUUGUGUUUUCUUACAUGGGUAACGAUUCCAGAGCAUAGUUACUCCAUUCCAGUAAAACAACCGAAAUGUCGUGAGAAAGUCGCAGACAUCAUCUUCGCCUUGGACUCGUCUAGUUCCAUAUGGGAAGACGACUUCAAACAACAACUCAACUUCGUCGCCAACGUCGCCAAUUCCUUCAUCCUCGGCCAGAACAACAUCCAGGUGGGAGUGGUCACAUUCGGAAGUGACGUCAGACUAGAUUUCCACCUGAACGCGCACACGAGCCCUACCGAUCUGAUGGCGGCGCUGAAAAACAUCUCCUACCUCGGCGGAGGCACCAACACCGGAAGUGCGAUCAGGUACAUCCGGAAGGAGAUGUUCAGAGAGAAACAUGGCGGCCGUCCCUGGGCUGCCAAGAUCCUGGUGUUGGUGACGGACGGGCUAUCGCAGAACACGACGUCCACGUUGAUGGAGGCGUCCUUCGCGCACUACAACAACAUCGAGGUGUUUGCGAUUGGCGUAGGCGGCGGCGUGGACGACUUCGAACUGCGCAGCAUCACCAGCGAGCCGUCCGAGACCCACGUGUUCAGAGUGGAUGGUUAUGAGGCUCUGGACGCUAUCAGAACUACAAUCGAACAGAGGACCUGUGAACGACCUUCCAAGGACCAUCCCCCAGGCUCGGUUAAAGAGGAACCAGCAGACACGCCAACAGAACGUUGUGGCGGAAAACCAGCAGACGUCUACUUCGUCCUGGACGCCUCUAGCUCCAUCUGGCCACCGGAUUUCGCCACACAGGUGGACUUCGUGAAGGCCGUCAUCGACACGUUCGACCUCGGUGCCAACAAGACUCGGGUCGGGGUCAUCACCUACAGCGACGGCGUGCACGUGCAGGUGCCACUGGGCAGCACCUACGACAGGACGGAGCUGAAGAGCAGGAUCGAGACUACACCCUUCCUCACAGGUCGAACCAACACUGGCGGUGUUAUCGAGUACCUCACCGACGUCGCCUUCAGCCACGACGUCGCACGGCACGGAGCCGCCCACGUGGCCAUCAUUCUCACUGACGGCCAGUCGAGCAAGUUACCGGAAACUGUCCGCCAGGCUGCGCGUGCUCACGAGCGCGGAAUAUAUUUGUUCUCGGUCGGAAUCGGGCAGCAGACGGACGUGUACGAACUGAUGGCGAUCGCGUCGGACCCGGAUGAGGACUUCGUGUUCAAGGUGGACGACUUCGACGGGUUGACUAAAAUAACCGAUCUACUAGCAAUCAAAACAUGCAAUGUUGAAGUCCCAGAAUUUCCAAACGACCAGCCAGAUUCUUGCAACUGGAAACGACCAUCUGACAUCGUAUUUGUCUUCGAUACUGCUUCUAUCGGAAGGCGUCACAGUGACGUCAUCGAAAACGUCAUCAGCCACGUGGUACAUAAGUUAAACAUAUCACAGAAAAGCAACCACUUUGGUAUUCUACGGGACAAUUUUCCCGAUACCGGAAACGUAGGACUCUCCGAGUUUUUCGAACCGGAAGCGUUUGCAAAAUCAACGAAAUACUCUAAAUUCCACACCUUACAGCCUCUACUUCACAACAUGAGGCGAUUUAGUUUCCACCCGGCCUUUGGUGGCCGGCCCCAUGUUCAGAAGAAAGCUGUGAUCUUUGUGGAUGACAAACUGUAUAAUUCCAAGGAGACAUUGCUCGAGGCAGAGCGAGCCAAAUUUAAGAACAUUAAAAUAUUUGUCGUGGCAGUCGGUGGACAUUGUAAGCGGAAGGAGCUGCAGGCCAUGUGUUCUAAACCAGCCAAUCAGCACCUGCUACACGUAGAGAGCUAUGCUCACCUGAGACUACAGUCUGAUGAGAUUGCUGAUAUGCUCUGUCAAGGUUCAAGGUCUUCAAACAGGUGAACCAAUUCCAGGAAGUGACGUCAGACGUUGCGGAUCUCUCACAAUACCAUAAAAUAUAUUACUUGGCAUUGCGACUUUAAGUACACACCCCGUACACGUAUAUGUUGUUGUUUGGUCUAGAAUCAUCCUAAUGAUGUGAAUUGUUGCUCAUCGAUUGUGUUGUGUGUAUCUGUCCCAGGUCAAUGAAGCGGAGGUCAUUGUAACACAUCAAUAUUUAGCUUAUGUUUUGUCGAAAUUUUCAUUUUAAUUUAUUAAACUAUUUUUAGUACCAUUCAACAUUUAUGUAACGCAGAAUCUGGCAUUUAAUACUCGUCCCCUCCACCAUGUAAUGUUUUGUAACGUUUAAAUAACUCUCCACUGUUUCUACUUUCUGUCUCACUGUGCUAUCAUUUUACCAAGAUUAUUGGAUUUUCUGUCGGUAGUUUUGCUUUGUUUUGAUAAAACGUCAUCUAUUGAAGGAGUGGGGCGGGACGUAGCCCAGUGGUAAGACGCUCGCUCGAUGCGCGGUCGGCGUGGGAUCAAUCCCCGUCGGUGGGCCCAUUGGGCUAUUUCUCGUUUCCGCCAGUGCACCACAACUGGUAUAUCAAAGGCCGUGGUAUAUACUACCCUGUCUGUGGGAUGGUGCUUAUAAAAGUGCCCUCCCCUCUCUCCAUUAUCGUUAUUUGAAAUAUUAAACAACCUCUCAAUUCAUAAUUUAGAAUUUAAAUUUAAUGCCUUAUAUAUUUUUUUAAAUUAUAAAAAAUUUAAAUACCCGCAAGUGACGAUAUUAUCACAUAUUUAUUUUAUUGGAUAUGUGCACGUGACUUGUGUCAGUUGUGAGCUGACCGAUAUGGUUUCCUAAAUACCGUAAAUACCUGGUCAAUGUCCGAUGUCUCGAAUAGAAGCCUGGGUCUUGAGUACAUCUCUUCACCGGUAUAUUGGAAUCCCCUCAGUGUACAUCAGUGUAUAUGACAGUUACUGUAUGUUUAUUACACUGACAUGUCCGAAAUAACAAGCCUUUAAUUCUACCCUGGACAACCCUGCAUCUGAAAAAAAAAUAAGAAAAAAAAUCGUUCUGCUUAUAAUCGAGUAUUUACGGUAUACAGUUGGGUUUUUUUUUCUGGCCUGAGUUUAAUAUAAUUAUUUUUAACUUAACUAUUUACCUAUAUUACGGUUUUACAAAAUGUGUAAUGUUGUUUGUGUUGAUUAUCAUGAAAUUAUAAUAAUGUGGAAAAUCAUUAUGUGAUAAUAUGACUUUAAGAAAUGUACUGCAUGUAAAGACCUGGGUUACUUAAUAUAUUAUUGAAAACCAUUGUCGAAUAACAUGGCUUUACAAACAUAUACAUGCAUAUUAUAUUUUGAAUGUUUAAAUUGUUUAUAUUGUGAAUCAUUUAACCUUAUUUAUUGUUAUGUGAAAAAUGGAACAACCGCGCGAUAUUAUUGCUUUAAAAACCGGACCUUUUACUUAGUCCGGUGUUUGUCCGUUUUAGAGUGGUUUCACUGUGUUUAUAGAUAUACUAGUGUAUUAAAGAUGACUGCAUGGCUUUAACGUAGUCUGUUAAAAAUAGCAAAGUUUGCCAAAAUUAGUUUUAGUAUAUUUGAUGUUAAUCCACAUAUACGCAUGUACUGGUAAUUGUCACUCAGUGAUGACUUUUCUGCUCCUAAUAACUAGCAGGUAACAUUUAAAGGUGCAUUAUCGCAGUCCCAAACUGCCAUAUUUGCCAUAUAUAUUUGUACCAUAUUUGUGAUGGAAAACUAAAAGUAAUCAACUCGAUGAUACCGAAAUUGUAAUUUGCUGCCAUUAGGCGCAAAAAGCAGCUUACACUAGAUUUCUGGGUAAAAUUAAAAAUUAAAAACAAAAGACACCGUCACCUUAUAUGUAUUUCUGUUGGCAAAAGGGGAAUUUUUGUUUUACCAAAAAAUGGCACUGUUUCUUAUUUUUCUGGGAUGUGCGAUUCCGCCUUUAAAAGUCAUUCUGAAUGCGCCAAACUACUGGCAGAUAUAUAUAGCACUGAUGUUUUGAUUGGUCGAAUGAAGGCCAUUUUAUCACGGAAUAACGUUGGUUUAGCUCAGAUCUCCUAGAAGAGAGUUCCAGUUUAGCCAUUCGUUUGUAUGCCUAAUUCUAUACUUUUAUUAUUAUGUUAUUUUAAUUAUAUUAUUACAUGUUAAUGUGUAUUUUAUUAUUUGUGUUAAUGGUUGUGUUUAAUAUGUUUUGUGUAUUUAUUGUGUAUUUAUUACUGAUAUGAGGAAUAAGACUGUUACGUUUGCUUAAGUUUGAGUGGCAAUAUAAUUAUUAAAGGUGUGUUUUGUUUUCACCAAGUGUGAAAGUAUUAAUUUAUUGAAAUAUUCAUGCUUUGACUGUGAUAUGAACAUAGUACAUGUUGAUCGACACGCCCACAUUUAAUAAUAAAGUUUUGUUAUAUCG